AUGUUACUCCUUACUACAAUUUUGCUUUUUGGCUUUGCAUCAGCUCAGAAGGUUAUUCAGUUGAACUACUGCUCAAUAGAUGAGCACAACCUCAGGAUGGAUUGCAAAUAUGCAGUUCCCGCUGAGUCGCCAGAAGUGUUUUGCAAGUACACACAGGGCGAAAGACUCCUUGACACCACCAACCCAGACGAGGAGCAGCAUGUGCCCUUCAAGCACCGCGCCAAAGCACGCCUUUUUCCAGGCAACAUCUGUCGCCUGCUGUUUAAAAACCUGCCCAAUGGCAAAUCCAACUUCACCUGUAACAUCAAAGGAAGCCAGGCAGACUCCGUCACAGCGAUCAAAACCUCAGUGGUUGAGAAAAAGCUCCUCCUCCCCUGCACUGCUUGGAGUGUCCUGUUACAAAGCUGCAGUGGCCUGCUGUUGACCUUGAUGACACUUCCCAUGCUACUGGAAAUUCACUGGCUGUGA
This is a messenger RNA of Scomber scombrus (Atlantic mackerel), 468 nucleotides long. It is a transcript of the gene thy1, whose product is annotated as Thy-1 cell surface antigen. NCBI's taxonomy places the organism in Eukaryota, Metazoa, Chordata, Actinopteri, Scombriformes, Scombridae. The transcript is spliced from 3 exons. Bases 1 to 468 code for a protein of 155 amino acids. The record is from RefSeq and is a predicted model, not a curated record.